GCGAAAGGGAGUGCCAAUGGCGAAGGGGAGGACGGAGAUGCAGGUCGGACCCGACGGCGUCGCCGUCAUCGCCAUCGUCAACCCGCCCGUCAACGCCCUCUCCGUCGACGUAUUGUAUAGCUUGAAUGGCCACUAUGAAGAAGCAGUUCGAAGGAAUGAUGUGAGAGCUAUUGUUCUUACAGGAAAAGGAGGGAUAUUUUCUGCUGGACUCGAUUUAAGUGCCUUUGGUGAUAUUCAGAGAAACAAACCGGAGCAGCUAAAGGUUGCCUACACGUGGGUUGAUGCCAUGACUGAUAUUCUCGAAGAUGCUGGGAAGCCGUCAGUGACUGCUAUUGAUGGCCUUGCUCUUGGUGCAGGAUUAGAAAUUUCCAUGGUAUGCCAAGCACGCAUUUCAACCCCAAAUGCUCAAUUAGGCCUCUCAGAUUUUCAAAUCGGACUAAUACCUGGAUUUGGAGGAACACAGCGACUUCCGCGCCUUGUUGGACUGACAAAAGCACUUGAAAUGUUGAUGCUCUCAAAGCCAAUUAAAGCUGAAGAAGCUCAUGAGCUGGGUCUAGUCGACGACGUUGUUUCACCAAAUGAUUUGUUGAAUGUUGCUCGCCGUUGGGCUUUGGAUAUCUCUGAGUCAAGAAGGCCAUGGGUCCGAGCGCUCUACAAAUCUGACAAGCUUGAAUCCCCUGAGGAGGCCAGAGAGAUCCUCAAUUUUGCCAGAGUUCAGGCUCAAGAGCAGGCUGCCAAUCUUCACCAUCCACUCGUCUGUAUCGAUGUUAUCGAAGAAGGAAUAAUUUCCGGGCCCCGAGCCGGGCUUCGGAAGGAAGCCAUUGCUUUCCAGGAAUUAUUUUUCUCAGACACAUGCAAAAGCUUGGUCCAUGUGUUCUUUUCACAGCGUGCAACGUCAAAGGUUCCUGGGAUCACAGACUUGGGAUUGAAGCCUCAGAAGGUAUCUAAAAUUGCCGUUGUUGGCGGUGGACUUAUGGGUUCAGGAAUCGCAACCGCGCUGAUACUGAGCCACUAUCAUGUCAUACUCAAAGAAGUCAAUGAGAAAUAUCUAAAUGAAGGAAUUGACAGGAUAAAAGGAAACUUGCAGAGUCGUGUAAGUAAAGGGAAAAUGACCAAGGAGAAAUAUGAGAAGACACUCUCACUUCUUACAGGUGUCCUGGAUUAUGAGAAAUUCAAGAACAUGGAUUUAGUUAUUGAGGCAGUUUUAGAGAAUGUGAAGUUGAAGCAGCAGAUUUUUGCUGAACUGGAGCGACACUGUUCUCCCCACUGUUUUCUUGCCACUAACACUUCCACCAUUGAUCUUAACCUAAUCGGAGAGAAGACAAAUUCCCAAGACCGCAUUGUCGGCGCACACUUCUUCACUCCAGCUCAUAUCGUGCCUCUUCUUGAGAUAGUCCGCACCCCUCUUACCUCUCCACAAGCGGUUCUCACCAUGCUGGAAGUGGGGAAGAAGAUCAAGAAGACACCAAUAGUGGUCGGAAAUUGUACUGGCUUUGCAGUGAAGCGUAUGUUCUAUCCAUACACUCAGGCGGCAGUCUUUCUUGUCGACCGUGGAAUGGAUGUUUACAAGAUCGAUCAAGCUUGUACCAAAUUCGGGAUGCCAAUAGGCCCAUUCAGACUGGCAGAUCUGGUUGGCUUUGGUGUUGCUCAAACCACUGGCAUGCAGUACCUUGAUAACUUUCCGGAGAGGGUCUACAAGUCAAUGCUGAUUCCUCUCAUGAUCGAAGACAAAAGGACAGGUGAAGCCUCCAAAAAGGGGUUUUACAAGUAUGACAGUAACAGGAAGGCGAACCCUGAUCCUGAAAUCACGAACUAUGUAGUGGAGUCGAGGAGAAUGGCAGGAACCACACCUGAUCCCGAGUUGCUGAAGUUGGAUGACGGUGCGAUACCAGAGAUGGUGUUCUUCCCGGUUAUCAAUGAAGCCUGCCGUGUCCUGGGCGAGAACAUCGCCGUCAAGGCUUCUGACCUUGACAUCGCCUCCAUAUUUGGCAUGGGUUUCCCAUCAUACAGGGGUGGCAUCAUGUACUGGGCUGAUUCCAUCGGCGCAAGGCGCAUCCACACGAAGCUGUCGGAAUGGGAGGUGAAGUAUGGCCAGUUCUUCAAGCCUUGCAAGUACCUGGCAAAAAGGGCAGCUGGAGGUGUUCCUCUGAGCGCACCAGCGAUGAAGACAAUGAACAGGGCCAUGGGCAAGCUGUAGAUUUUUUUUUUUGAACUUUUUGCAGUCGGAAAGGUUCCUACUGCCUUCUAUAUUAAGAGACAAAAGAUGUCUGAAGUUACAUGGUUACAUAUUUACAAAAGAUGGGGGUUUGCCCAGAAGUGAAAGAACAACUAUCCAAAGAAAUCAAAGAGUCUGAGAAAAGUGUAAAAUGAAACUAUGCAACUCUUUCUUAUUUCUAUGGACUAAUAGAGCAAAAAUUUCCUUAAAUCUUCUCUUCCAAGAAUCAACUUCAGGCUUAACAUUAUUGAAGAGUAGAUUGUUUCUUUCUUUCCAGAUACACCAUGCUCCACUAAUAAAAACCUCCAUAAACAUUGGAUCGUGCCAUUGAAUUCUUCCUUGUUCAAUUAUGUGCCCAACAAGAUUUACUGAAUGGGCAGGGCAAGAGCAUGUGUUCUAUGGUUU
Molecule: messenger RNA, 2620 nt
Organism: Lolium rigidum
Lineage: Eukaryota; Viridiplantae; Streptophyta; Magnoliopsida; Poales; Poaceae
Product: glyoxysomal fatty acid beta-oxidation multifunctional protein MFP-a-like
Exons: 18
Coding region: 17-2197 (726 amino acids)
Biological process (GO): fatty acid beta-oxidation
Cellular component (GO): peroxisome
Molecular function (GO): NAD+ binding; (3S)-3-hydroxyacyl-CoA dehydrogenase (NAD+) activity
Source: RefSeq, a predicted model, not a curated record